Molecule: messenger RNA, 1621 nt
Organism: Aspergillus saccharolyticus JOP 1030-1
Lineage: Eukaryota; Fungi; Ascomycota; Eurotiomycetes; Eurotiales; Aspergillaceae
Exons: 3
Coding region: 88-1476 (462 amino acids)
Biological process (GO): maturation of LSU-rRNA from tricistronic rRNA transcript (SSU-rRNA, 5.8S rRNA, LSU-rRNA)
Cellular component (GO): nucleolus
Molecular function (GO): RNA binding
Source: RefSeq, a predicted model, not a curated record
AAAAAGUUUCCCGCACCAUUUCGCAAAGCCCGCUGAUUGUAGUGCUCCAAACAACAGCCUACCUUCUUUACGCCAGCUUACGACAGGAUGGCACCUGACAAGAAGGACAAGAAGCGCAAGGCUGCGAACGCCGUUGCCGCCGACUCUCCCGCAAAGAAGACCAAAAAGACCGAAAGCAAAUCUGCUCAACCUCCCAAGGAAACUCCGAAGCCGACUCUCAAGAAGGCCAAGAAGAAUGAAAUGCCUGUCAAGACCGAUCUUCCCUUGAAAGGCAAGGCCAAUGGCGAGCCCUCUAGACAGGUUAAGCCUCGUAAGCGUGCGGCCGACUUCCUUAGUGACAACGAAGAGAGUGAGACAGAGGCAGAGAUUACCGAUGUCAAGGCUAGCAAAAAGGAGCCUAGUACUAAGAAAUCGAAGAAGUCUGAUGGCACCGCUGCUGCCGCCUCAAAGGGGAAAACCGACAAAGCCAACACCAAAUCCAAGAAGGUAGAGCCUGUUGUGGAAGAAGACUCUGAGGCUCGAGAUGAUUCUGCUGCUUCGGAUGACAAUCAGAGUGAUUUUGAAGAGGAUGACCGCACAGCUGCUCUAAUCCGCGGUUUCGAGAGCAGCGGUGACGAGGGCGAGUCCGACGACGAGGGCUUCGACCCCAGUCAGCCCGUGCCAAAAAUUCCUGACUUGAAAAAGGCGCAGCGCAAGCUCGCGAAGAAGCAGCAAGACGGUGCCAGCCAGUCAGAAGGACCGGGUGCGAUCUAUGUUGGACGAAUCCCUCACGGUUUUUACGAACACCAAAUGCGCGCUUAUUUCAGCCAAUUCGGUGAUAUCACCCGCUUGCGUCUUUCCCGUAACCGUACUACCGGUCGCUCUAAGCACUACGCUUUCAUCGAGUUUGCAGCGGAAUCCGUUGCUAAGAUUGUCGCGGCUACAAUGGAUAACUACCUCAUGUACGGUCAUAUUUUGAAAUGCAAAUAUGUUCCCAAGGAGCGUUUGCACCCUGAAAUCUGGAAGGGCGCCAACAGGCGGUUCAAGCGGACCCCGUGGAAUAAGAUUGAGAAGAGGCGACUUGAGAAGGGCAAAACGAGAGAUCAGUGGACGGAACGCAUUGAAAAGGAGCAGCAGAGACGGGCUGUCAAGGCGGAGCAGUUGAAGAGCGUCCUGGGAUACGACUUGGAGCUUCCCCAAUUGAAGAGUGUGGACGAGGUCCCUGUUCAAGAGAACAAUGCAAUUGAGGCAGCCGAUACAGCAUCUGAGGAACCUGCCAAGGCCAUCGAGGCGCCCAAGGCGGAGGAGACUAGAGCAGAGAAGCCCGUUGAAGAUACCCCUAAAAAGAUCCACAAGAAGGAGAAGAAGGCGGCCCAGUCUCCUGCUGUGCUAGAGACAGCCAAGCCUGCAACGAAAAAGACCGAAAUCGCAGACUCGCCUGCCACCAAGAAGGCCAGGAAGACUACCAAGAAGGCGAAGGGCAAGUCUACUGCCUGAAUACUCAAUGCUUUUCUCUAAAUGUCCUUGUUCUGUUUAUCGCAAAAAAAAAUCGCUCGGAGUUGAAAUAAUCUCACUUGUACAUGAUUUCUUUCUUACUCGCCAAGCAUGAUUUAGACUAGUAAUCAUAUGAAGUCAUAUCAGG